Penaeus chinensis is the source of this 1030-nucleotide messenger RNA. RefSeq lists its product as uncharacterized. Bases 14 to 751 code for a protein of 245 amino acids. The transcript has 2 exons. The record is from RefSeq and is a predicted model, not a curated record. Lineage: Eukaryota; Metazoa; Arthropoda; Malacostraca; Decapoda; Penaeidae.
UGAAGAAAGAGAGAUGUCAUUGGGGUUUGUGCUUCAGUCAUUGAGAAACAAGUCAAGGAAUUCUUCCCUUGACUCUUGCAAAAGUGCAGUAGCUUACCAAGAGGUUCAGCUUCAAGAAGAGAGACAGCAUGAUAGAGAAAAUGAGAGUCUGCCUACAUUAGAGGCUUGUGCAUCAGAGCUAGCAGAGGUAGAACAUACCAAUUCUGAGAUGCAAGAAGAAUUCUCAAAUCAACUCAAGUUUACAAAGGAUCUCCCAAGUAAUCAAUAUCCCAAAUUGCCACUGGAAAAUUAUCCAGGUCAGAUGUUCCCUGGUCACUGUAAUGGCACUGUGCAUGUGAAUACUGUGUCAGGCAAGAUGACACUGGAUGUGAGAGAGAAAAAGCAUGAAAACAGUACUGCACUGGCAGCAACACAGGAAACGGCACAAGAGAAUAGGACUCACAAGAGAGCCCUGAGCAGAGGCCGAGGAAAGUUCAAUCUGUGUUCUGUGAGACGCCCAGGCUUCGACUACCGAGAAGAUCCCACAGGGGCAAGGCAGAAGAAGGUGUUCUUCCGAGGGAGACCCAGCCAGGAAGACCUGAGCAUUUUUGAGGAAAGGGAUGCAUCCAGUAGCACAUUGAGUAGAGUCAACAGUUCAAGGAUUGUGAGUGAAGGGGGCAAACACCUACUACCUUCUCCAGACAUACCAACAGGGACCAGAAGUUCCAGCGCUCCCAGUGUGGGUGGUGUCCCUUCCCUCACACAUGCCUAAGUCUGGAUUAAGACACUAUUCCCUGUGAUGGCAUUACAAUCAAAUGAGCUGCAAAGCCAUUAUGAGUGCUUUCUGUCAAAAAGCUAGGUUUGAGUUUUCUAGUUUUCAUUUUUUUUUUUUUUUUUUUUUUCUUUCUUUUUUUUAAGCCAUCUGUCAUAACCACAGUUCUGUUCAUAUAGGUUAGGGAAAGGAGAGGAAUUCAAGAAAUCGAUUUUAUUUCAUCUUGUAAAUCAAUGGAAUCAGUUCAAGACAAGGAAAUAUUUACAUUCAACUUAUAUA